CGAGUUUACGCUGAGGACGACCUCACAGACCCACAUACAUCAAGCACUCUUACUCAUCUCACGCCCUUGCGUUCAUCCAGCCCGUAUGCUAGAAAAACUGCAUCUUCAACUCGUACAUGGCCAAUUCGAUGAAGACCCCGUCCAUUAUGGACCAUUGAUUUUUCCUGGUUCUGCGUCUCCCAUCAGCGAUCUUACCCUUUUUGGCAUGAGUUGGUCCUGGCUUUCACCCACCGUAUUUUCGUCACAUAUUGUCAACUUGCGGAUACACUACUGCAUCCCAGUGCAUGAGGAUGACAGAGAUACAAGCACUACGGCAAAAGUUUUAUCACAACUCCUUGGUGCACUCGUCAAUCUGCAGACUCUCGCACUCGAAGUGGAUAUGGAUCCGCUUGCCGCAGACAUCAUGUCUCCCAUUGAGUUGCCCCACUUGCACUACCUGGCUAUCAAAUCGUGGACGAUGAAUUGUUGGACUGCCAAAUUUCUCCACAAUGUCCAUAUGCCCAAUCUCCGGAUAUUGACAUUGGAUGGCGUUAACUACGAUUUCGAGCUGAUGGAGGCUGAUUUCGAAGACAUCCUUCACGAGUUGAUCAGGCUUACCAAGGAAGAUCCUUCCAACUCUCCUCUGGAGCUAGAUGAACUCCAUCUCGUCAAUUUCACACAUCGUGCAGAUCCUCAGCUCCUCCAUUGUCUGUAUAAAAAAUGGCCACUCUCAAGGUAUUCACCCUCGGGCCAGCAACGUCGUACGCGAAUGAUGCAUGGGCAAUGGGACUGCUCCCAACGCCUCGCGGACUGGCAGAUCUCCCUCCCUGGACUUCGGACCCUGCUCCUUUUUGAUGUUUCAAGGGACGUUGUGCGGCACAUCGUACUAGAACGACUAUCGCUCACUGGUCCGCUGGAAGAGCUUUAUUAUCGAGAGGAGAAGGGUCAAGAGAAGCAAAAUGAGAUCAUCCCAGAUGAUUGGCAACAUCAAGUCGAGAAGUACCAUCGUAUCGGUGAUGUGAAAUCUGAACGUUAUUGCGAUGUGGUUAACAGGCGGUGGUCAUAUUUAGACUAGGGCUCUCAUCAUUCACUUAUCAUGUAAAUAUGUCACUCACAACUUGUUUUCAUGCGACCAAGCAUGAGACGACAACCGAUAGGAUCGCAGCCGAUCGGUCAAACAUGCAUGUCAAUUGCUUUUGUCCCGCAAGCACGGGCCAAACGCUCAAGAAGUUGAAGGGCUUCGCAAUUUUCCAGUAUAGCGACUAGGGACAGACUACGAAACAUUGGUUUUGUACAUAUCGAAACCAAGGCUAUAUUCAAGAUCACGAUUCAACAGUCACGCGGUACGGGCUUAAUACGGGCUGUGAAGUCGUGUAUGCGUCAUCAGCGCUCAGUUGCGGUAAUGGCAUGCCGAUAUUUAGGUAUGUAACUGUACUCCUUCCCUAGUG
Messenger RNA from Suillus subalutaceus, 1427 nucleotides. RefSeq lists its product as uncharacterized. The transcript has 2 exons. The record is from RefSeq and is a predicted model, not a curated record. The coding region runs from base 86 to 1054 and encodes 322 amino acids. NCBI's taxonomy places the organism in Eukaryota, Fungi, Basidiomycota, Agaricomycetes, Boletales, Suillaceae.